ACCGUUCCCGGCGCGCAGUCGCAGCUGACCCUCUCUCCCGCCCCCGCCUGGAGUCCGACGUGGAAGUUGCUGGCUGACUGGGCUUGCGAGGAAACCGGCUCGGAGCUGCAGCCGAAGGCCAAGGAAUCACUGAAGAUCGGCGAGGGAGGACAGGGGGUUCAUCAUGGGUGGCUUUUUCUCAAGUAUAUUUUCCAGUCUGUUUGGAACUCGGGAAAUGAGAAUUUUAAUUUUGGGAUUAGAUGGAGCAGGAAAAACCACAAUUUUGUACAGAUUACAAGUUGGAGAAGUUGUUACUACUAUACCUACCAUUGGAUUUAAUGUAGAGACGGUGACGUACAAAAACCUUAAAUUCCAAGUCUGGGAUUUAGGAGGACAGACAAGUAUCAGGCCAUACUGGAGAUGUUACUAUUCAAACACAGAUGCAGUCAUUUAUGUAGUAGACAGUUGUGACCGAGACCGAAUUGGCAUUUCCAAAUCAGAGUUAGUUGCCAUGUUGGAGGAAGAAGAGCUGAGAAAAGCCAUUUUAGUGGUGUUUGCAAAUAAACAGGACAUGGAACAGGCCAUGACUUCCUCAGAGAUGGCAAAUUCACUUGGGUUACCUGCCUUGAAGGACCGAAAAUGGCAAAUAUUCAAAACGUCAGCAACCAAAGGCACCGGCCUUGAUGAGGCAAUGGAAUGGCAAGUAUCAUGCUUCCAGAAGCCAUCUGUGCAUUUGUGUGUGCUUGCAGCUACGCACGUCCACGUGUAAUUUUUCUCCAGUGUUGAGGAUGAACUUUGAUUUACUUAGCAGCUUAUUUCAUAAGUUCCUCGAGCGUUUUCUCUCACUGGUCUUCAGGUGCAUCUGUCUUCUCAACCACACCUACCUGAUUACAGUUACUUAGAUAAGCAAAUUCUUUGCCAAUUUUUAGCCUUUUCCCUGCCUCACCUCACCCUCCAAUUCCUUAUCUUUCAGGAAUUAGCUUAAGACUCUUCUGAAGAGCUUUUCCUAAUGUAUCUCUAUUCCUACUGCCUAAUCACUCACUUAAAGUUAGAUGCCCUUGUCACAAAUUAGUGACAUAGUACUUGUUUUGCUGUCUUGUAAGUUUGAUUUGUUCAUCUACUCAUUAGAUAAUCACCUCCUUGAGGAUUGAGACUAGUUUCACCUCUGAGUCAUCCAUAUGUAGCCCAGAAGUAGUAGCCUGGAAAAUAGAUAUUUGGUCUUUUUUGAAUUUUUCAUUCAAAUCAUAGACAAAUUCAAAGCUUAAAGGAACCUUAUGGAUAUCUAGUGCAUAACCUCAUCUGUGUUAGCUGUCAUCAUUUUAAGUACUUUGGAAUCCACCUCCAAUACAAAGUUUAUUAUAGAUGAUCAUGCUUUAUACCUGAAAAUUAAUUUUAUAAAACAGUUCAUUUUCUCUUUACAGGUUAGUUGAAACAUUAAAAAGCAGACAGUAAUUCAGUCCAUUCUUCUCCCCUGAAAUGAAGACUGCGUCACCUCUCUCCCUUUGGAAACAGUCAAGUGUACUUCACACUACUAGAUGUUAAAACUAUAUGAUUAUUGGCAUAUACUGACUGACUGCAAUAUUUGUAGUAAAUAGGGAAAAUAAGUAUUUAGUUGGAGGGAUAAUUUGAUCGAAUCACCUGAAUGUUCUAUGUAAUGUAAAAUAUUCUUUUCUUGCUUUAUUGUGUUAAGGUAUAUAUUCUAUUUGUAUGGGAUUCUUAUUCAAAUACAGUUCUAUUAAAGAGUAUACUCCUAUUGGAUGAAAAAAACCUAUUUUUGAAUAGUAGUUGCAGCUUGUUUGUAUAAAUACUAAAAAAUAUCUUAACAGAUUUUUUCCCCUUAAAAUGAAUUAUCUUUCCAAAGAUUAGACUCAGUAUGAGAGUAGGUGAGGAACAUAGUUUGUAUAAUAUAAUCUUUAUUUGCUUACCUGACCACUUUUUAUUAAGCUGUUUUGUUUAAAAGCUUUUGGUUAUAGGCAUGAAUAUUGUUUUGAUGGUUAACUUCACUGACUUAUCUGUAAUUGUCAUUUUAUAGUACUUUACAGUUGUCAAAAAAAAUCUUACAUAUAUUGAUCUAGUUGAUCGGUAGAGGAAGCUUGUGAAGUAGGUAGGACAGGUUAUGAUGUCUUCACUGUAUGGACGUGAACCCAGGGUUCUAAUAGGUUGGCUUGCCCAAGGUCACCUGCUAGCUGGUAAGGUAGGAAUAGGGCUCAAAGUAAAACUUUUGGUUCAGAAGCUUGAGUCAUAAACUAUACUAUAUAUUCCCAAAAAUGUCAGUAUUGACAACACAGUCUGACUCUUAAAUAAAAUUAUGCUAAUUAGUUACAUUCAAAAUAAUGUCUAUAAAUUUAUUUGUCUAUACUAGUAGAAGUGAUCAGUGACAUACUAUAAAUAAUCCUAAAUGGUUAUAUUUGAUGGAAUUCAUAACACAUUAAAGGAAGGUUUAAAAAUCUAUUUUCAGAUUAUAAAAGGUGUCUUUACUGGUUUUCAUUAUCUACAUGUAAUUGGACAUGUAAACUUGUUAAAAAUCAAAAUCUUACUGGUUGUACAGGGAGAAAUUAGGCAUUCUGUUUUAAAAAUUAGGCUUAUUGCUAGACUGUGUUUAAAAACAAUUCAUGUUCAAAGGAGCUUUUCAAAUUACCCAGUCUACCACAGAAUCAGCUAAUGUGACAGAAGUAAAUAUAGUGCUUCAUAAUUGCUAAAAACAGGGUGAAUUUCUUUCACUGAAGUUGGAAAACCAGCCUCUAAAAAAUUAGGUGCUGGUAAUGAGAGCUUAAUACCAUGGUUCCCCGCAGGUCUCAGAAACAGUAGUAGUUCCUUUCUUGGCCCUCACUGUCCUUCCAGUGUUGGCCUCUGGCCUCUUCCCCUCACAUUUAUGUUCAUUCUCCGGGCUUAUAUUCAUUCUCUGCUGCUUUCUCCCUUCACCCGCGGGACUCUCACCCUUCUUGCUCAUUCACCAGCACCCAUUCCUACUUUAGUCUCUUUGAAAUCUUUUUUGGAGAUUUUCCUUCAGCUACAAGUGUUCCAGUACAACCAAUAUUACUCCUAAGGGGCAAAGACUUUUUCAUAUUUAUGUCCCUAGUAUCUGGUAUGGCACCUGGCAUAUGGCAUUUCAGAAUAUGUUCAUAGUUGAAACAGUAGGAUAGAUAUUUGUCAUCUUGACAAGUAGCCCUUUGCAAUUUAUACUUGAGUUCACUUCUGGUCAGUGGCACAUGGCUGGAAAAUGCAGAAAGCAAGUUCACUUACAGCCUGAGGCUUGUAAAGCUUGUACAGCUGCCUCCCGGCAGUUCAGGAAAACUGCAAAAAAUGGAAAGUAAGGUCCUGGCAGGCAGACCUGGCAUGUAGCUGCUGGCCAUCUUGAAUCCUAGGGCGUGAAGUUGCCCCAAAGUUCAGCACUUGGUUAAGCCUGAUCCCUCUGGUUUAUCACAAAGAAUAGGAUGGGAUAAAGAAAGUGGACACUUAAAUAAGCUAUAAAUUAUAUGGUCCUUGUCUAGCAGGAGACAACUGCACAGGUAUGCUACCAGCAUUUGGAUAUUGAUAUAUACAUGGCAAAUCUGAAUAUUGUUUUAUGAGAGGCCUGGCAAUGGGAAAAACACCAAACUUGAAAUCAGAACAUAGGUGCAAAUGGCCACUCCUGUAGUUUCUUUUCUGUAAAAUGGGAUCUGGACAAAUGAUACCAAACGUUUCUUUCUAACAUUCUAUUUUAUAACUCUGGCCUAUGGUUGUGUUGUGUCUUGCAUAAAAAAAAAAAAAUUUGAGAGUGGUAGAAUUACUUCUGUUAUCUGAAAUACCUGAGAUGCAUUUUAAACUGUUGAAAUGUAAGCUCUGAGGGCAGGGACCGUAUCUUAUUUACUGUUAGUAUCCCUUGCAUCUAGUGUGAUGCACCUGGCACACAGUAGGCACUCAAUAAAUAUGUAUUGAUUAAAAACAAA
Gorilla gorilla gorilla (western lowland gorilla) is the source of this 3908-nucleotide messenger RNA. RefSeq names its product ARF like GTPase 1 (gene ARL1). NCBI's taxonomy places the organism in Eukaryota, Metazoa, Chordata, Mammalia, Primates, Hominidae. The record is from RefSeq and is a predicted model, not a curated record. The transcript is spliced from 5 exons. The coding region runs from base 164 to 748 and encodes 194 amino acids. Gene Ontology annotation, molecular function: GTP binding; GTPase activity.